Messenger RNA from Folsomia candida, 3666 nucleotides. RefSeq lists its product as uncharacterized. The transcript is spliced from 2 exons. NCBI's taxonomy places the organism in Eukaryota, Metazoa, Arthropoda, Collembola, Entomobryomorpha, Isotomidae. The coding region runs from base 1860 to 3191 and encodes 443 amino acids. The record is from RefSeq and is a predicted model, not a curated record.
AACCAGAAUACACACACAUGGAAUAAAGUGUAGCACACAGCAUUAUGCAUUAUAUUGUAUGGAAUCAAAGAGUAGUAGCAGUAGUGAGUAUUUAAUGUACAUUUUGUGCUAUUAUUGCAUUGACCAAGUUGCUCUUCCAUUCUAUUCAAUCGUGAAAACAGACUACACACUAAUAGCGUGUACGUAUGUAAGAGAGCUUUUGGUGGUUUUGGGAAGCGAGUCUUCUUCUUCGUCUUGUAUAAUCCUCAGGUUUCUGUUUUCCAUCCUCAGUAAAGGUUUCACAGCGGACUUGUUAACAACAACCCAAUAAGCAACCUCUCGACGAGGAGGCAAAUGUUCCAUACAUAACCGGCAGACGAACCCUUAUACAAAAAAUUCUCUCAUUUUACAUUUGAACCCUUAUUAACCGGGAAUAACGAGUGAAAAAAAAUAUUUCACACACCGCAUCGAUUUAUAAAAGAAAAAGUGUGUUAAACGCUUGCAAAAGCUAUAAAAAGUGAGUAGUAGAAAUUCAGAGAAAAAGUGGUAUCACAAUUCAUACAGCGUGUUUGUUGUAUUUACAGAUCUGCGGAUUUACUACGACUACUACGAUAUGUGAUAUAUGCAGUUUUGUUUGCCACUCGUAUGUUACGGUUCACGUACUUGCAAUCUGAUCAGCUAAAUACUACCAACCGAUUACUGCAACGCGUGAGUGCAAGUUCCUAUAAAUCUCACCCUCUUUCACACUAAAUGGGAGGAGGAAGCCAUCCACCCAAAAUGCUGCUGAUGCUCUUUCGAAUGUAAUGAAGGAGCAGAGUUAUAGCAGAUUAAGUAACAUUUUAAAGAUACGUAACACAACUUGGACAUUGUGCACAAUCAUAUCACAGAUUUGGCUGUUUUGAUUGAUAUGUUGCUGGCUGUUGCCGUCCUGUCGGACUCCACAACCACUUCACAUUGAUUUGAUCCAUUUUUGUUGAACUGUUGUCAAACUGAUACAGAGACUUUUCAAAUUAUUGAUAAGAACAACGACAACAAAUACCACAUUAGUUAUUGUUGCGUUACUUACGAGCCGAGUGUUCAUUCUCCUCUAACAAUAAUUCAGCUCUUCUUGGUAUGAAACUUGUAAUUGCCAGUGCGGCGUCGCUCCCUCGUGAACCUGUAACGUGUGUGUGUGUGUGUUCAUAUGAAUAACAUUGAAUACAAUCAAUAAAUAAGGAGUGAUUUACAUAUUUAUUAAACUGGGCAAGAGUUGGCCAUGCAAAAGUGAGGCUUCUGUGUGUGUGUGAAAAAGGAAGGAGACACUGUUGUGAGACAUGGACACGUCUCUUGAUAUCAGCCAGUCAAAUGAAAAAAGGUUACGAGAAGAAGAAGAAGUGUCAAUUGCAACGGCGCCAUAUUAGACAAGAAGUAUAAUAAUUUGUCAUUUUGGCUUUUGGCUUGGUCUCGCCCUGAUCACUUAACUGACUUAACUAGUUGUGGUUGCGGUGCUCGUCUGCCAAAUAAACCACCACAAAAUCCUUUUUCAGCAGCAGCAAGAUUAUCGUGUCUCUCCUAUCGUCUCAAUUGUUGCGACUACAUCGUAGUUCCACAACAGCCGUGUAAAAUAACAGAACAUUGGGCAUCUCGCUGCAAAAUUGCAUCAAACUCUCUUCGCGAGGAGAGACAAAGACAAACAGAGUCAACAAAGCUAUAUGUUGUAGUGAGAGCCCAAAUAAUCAUUCAUCAUCACAAUUCUUCCUCCAAGUUGCGAUGAACUCAAUCUGAAACAUUGGCGUAGUUUUAUCCCAAUCUUCUUGCCAUUUGCUACACACAUAGCUCGUUCGUUCGUUCGUUUAAAUAGUGGAUGGACCACACAUGACACAUCUUUCAAUGCAAAAAUUAUGGUGACGAUAACCUCAAUGAAGAAGAUUCAAGAGCCGGAUCUCCUCCAGGACCAGCCCCAUCGAAUGACAAAUAACCUCAACAAACAUCGCGCCUAUCGACUAGACCAUCCUAAAAGUAAAACAAGGCGACACUACCCUUCAGAAGAGUCAAACUCUUCAAUUUCGGCAUGCACAACACUCACCUCCGUCUCCUCGUCCUGUUCUUCUGAUGAAUUUUCACCCGUUUCCCCCCUCUCUACCUCUCACGACGUGGUCAUUGAAGGUUUAGAUGAAAAAACUCGGUGGACUCAGGACACAAAUGUCGAAAAGCCAAAGUCGAAGAAUAAAGGAACAAUUCGACAUCCUCCCCAGAAGCUUGCACCAUCUUCUCAAGCCUGGAUUCGUACCAAAGGUAGCUCAUCAUCCUCCUCGGGCAGUCACCACCACCACGGAUGGAGACCUUGUUGCUGCAUGUCAGUAGUGGCCACUACAAAGCAAUUGAUAGUAUUAAUAAUUGCUGCUAUAAUUGUGUCCAUUUCCGUCGGUUCUCUUAUAGCUGUUGUGUUAAGCAGACUUAGUCAUUCAGAAGUGGUCUCAUCUUCUUCUUCCAUUGUUGUUGGUGAUAGAAAAAACGGGGAAGGUUUGGUGGGCAGUGGUUCUCUGUCAUCUAGUGAUAUUAGUCAAAUAGACGAUGACAUCGAGGAAAGUGAGGACAUGGAAUCGGAUACUUAUCAGUAUGAAGAAUUAUCUUCUUCUGAAGUGCACACUAGUGAAAAUUCUAACUUAGACUUGAAGGAAGUGUCCCGGCUAAGUUGGAAUAUGCUAAACAGUAAUCAAGAAAGAGCCAAUAGUGGGAAAGGUGCCAGUAGUAGACAUCGUCAUCAUCACUCCCAAAGCCAACAACAACCGAUUUCUUCGUCCUCAUUUUCCGGAAUGUCAGGAGGUGGAGAAGUGGUUCUCCCUUCAAAGAUGAUAUUUACAUCUUCAUCGGACGAUGAGCUUGACACCUCCAGCAAUUUGACCCCCAAUUCAAGUGGAGAGAGCAACAAGAAGAAACGGAGUUGCUGCAGAACUCAAAAAUACUCUCAAGUCAUCAAAAGAGAUGGCUGCGAACCUUUGACCGUAAUGAACAAAAUGUGCUUCGGACAGUGCGUGUCGGUUUGGGUCCCUGGACUGUUCAGUUCGUUCCCUGUCUGCAAACCAUCGCGGUCUAGUUGGAAGACGGUCAUUUUGACUUGUGGAAAAAAUCGGGAUAGGAAAAAGCGUGUAAGAAUUGAGAAAGUUCGGAGGUGCUCCUGCAUGGAGAUCGACCCAACAGCAGCAUCGCCGGCAUCAAGUAAAAGGAGAUGACGAUAAACACGUUAUGAAAACAAAUUGUUCCCGUUCCAUAAGUUCAAAUUCAUGCAUUUGCAAUACAGCUUCUGCUAUGAAAGUCUGUGAUAUUAAUACUCGGAUAAUACCAAUACAUUAUCCACAUUUGAAGGUCUACGAUACACAUAAGUUUACAUAUAAUCAUAAGAAUAGAUGUUAAGUAUUAAAAAACAUACUACUAUUAACAAUAACGGACAUCAUACUAUUUUAUGAUUUUAUACAUAAGUAUUUAAUAUAUUUGAUAAUUGCAAUGACAUUUUAAAAGGUUUGUGAAAUUCUCUAAGAUUUUACACGUGUCCCAAACCAGCCAAAUGAACUGAAUACCAUAGUCAAUUUAUUAAUAUCGAACUCCUCAUUACUUUUACGUACAAGUAUCUCACUCAGCCAUUAUGGGCAGCUAUUCCCAAUCUCACGUACCAAAUCAUUAAAUAAAUACAUUCAUGUUCAACAAGAA